UAACUAAAGAGCCUAACAAAAUGUCAGUGACCUCCGGCACAUAAACGGUAACGUUACAUAAAAACUACUUUAUUACAUUUGCAGGUCUGUUCCUGUCUGCUAGUAAUGGACCCGAAUCAUUCAUCGUGUUGGGAAUCAAUUCUGGAGAAAGUUAAACCACAUAUACCAACCAUCGACUUCGAUUCUUCAUCCUCCGACAAUGAAGAUAUUAUUCACAUAUAUCAAAGACCAGCUGGUCUUUCCUUGAAGGUCCUUGAAGACUUCGACAGUUUUUCGUUGGAUGAUGAUGAACUAGAGCUGUUGGAACCUGUAGCACAGACAUGCUGGUCAGACGAACCCUGCAGCCAGAAUGUGAAGGUGGAUGAGGAUGAAGUUGUAGUCACUACUGCAACUCAGUGCUUUAUGCUACACUCUGAUGCCAAUGUUGAGGCAGAUGCUUGUGAGCUGGACGCUUCUGUAAAACCAAAUGUGGACAACACAAAAGCUGAUGAGGGUUGUCCUGUUCUUUCAUUUGCUAGACUUGACGAGUGGGAUUUGGGUGAUGUCCUCCAAAAUCUGAAAGAGGAUGGGUUGUCUCUGCUGCAGCAAGGUGUGUCAGUUGAACCUGAAACAACAAAUGCAGAUGGUGACAAGAACAGGGCCCAGCGGGAUAUAAUGGAAAGGCUAGUUGCUUUCACUAAAAGCCAGUCAUCUAAGUCUGUGUCAGAGCCUGUGAAAAGUUCAAAUCAUGUCAGACAGAGUAAUGUGUGGAACAAGUCAGGCAGGAUGGCAGCAGAGUUGCAGCCAAGCCACCAGGAAUGUCCCACUGUUUAUAUUGACCUGCGUUGCCCUGAGCCUUCAAUAAAAACACCAAUAACAUCCCCAAAUCUUUCAUCAACGUCCGAGUCACCAGCCAAACACAACAGACACCAGGAAACACCACCUUCAAAGAAACCCAGUCUUAAAGUGCAUAGUGGAUCACGGAUGGGGGACAGGGAAGUGACUGGCAAGAGCAUGUUGCUUCAGAAAAUAAGGGAGAUGAAUAGAAAUGGGAGUAAAUAUCCCAAUAAAUAUACAGAUCAUCCAUGUCCUGUGCUUGGGAAUAAAACAGAAGAACAGAAAGCAAAGCUACCCAGGACUGUAGAGUCUACAUGUUGCCAUGAGUCACACCAUCUGUGUGAAGAUAAACAGUCUUCACAUGUACAAUUUGAGUACAGAAACCCUAAAAUGGAAAGUCCACCAACAACUCAGCAAAGUACAAUGAAAAAACCAAAGCAGCAGAGUGACCAACAGAGACAGGAAGUUAAGCAGAUGUUACAACAUGAACAACACCAGCAAAUUCUUAAGCAACUGGACAUACACUGUCCAACCAAAUCAGUCAAUCAGAAGCAGCCAGCUGCUGAAAGAACCGAUGUCCUUUAUGAUUUUGAAGCAUCUCAUCUAGAGUCCAUCAGCACACUACCAGUGGAUAUUGAAAGCAAGGGGUGUAUGCUACUGAUCAUCAACCUCUCCAGUCCUGGUAUGGUCGGAGACAGAGCUUAUGGGAGGAAAAAACAUCUGUAUCCAGCUGCAACCCAAUCACACAUCUACAACACUUUAGUGGCUUGGUUUCUGUCUUUGGUCGGCCCAAACCCACAUCCCGAUGAAGAUGAAGUUGGUGCAAAGGUCCCAUACUGGGUUGCAGGACUUCAGCAGCUGUGGACAGAGGAUGGACUGGCUUUACAUGUGCUAGCCAGGGCUCGUCACUGUUAUACACCGACGAAAAGGGACAAAGACAUCCAUGCACCUUUCUAUUACAAUGUCAGCAGAUUCCUCUCUGAGACCUCACUCACUCUUAUUGCCCGCUGGCUACCUCAGCUCAAAAAUUUGCUAGACCAACGAGCCUUUACCUCACCCAUCCAUCUUCCCUCUUCCUGUUUAAGUUGUUUCAUCUCUGCCACCUCCAACAAAAAGGUUAUAGAUAGGACGUUUGGUCUCAGUCCAGGGUUUUACUGGCAGACUGUGGAAACUCAGGAGCGUGUUUGUAAGGGGAGAGAGACCACACUAGAUCUGCACACAGAGGUAUCAGUUGCUCUGGGGUGCAAAGCUUUCUUCCUACAGCCCCUCAUAACACACUACACCCUCCAGCUUGUUCUUGAGUCAGGACUUGAUGUGUGUGGUUUGCGGCUCCUGUAUCCACCAAAUGGGUUCCUGAGUGACGGUGCUGGUGCUGUACCAGUCAUCCAGAGAACUGAUGAGACCUGCCAGCCCGUUCUUGCCCUGGCUGUUCGGGGCCCUCAUGCUCACUCAGUUUUGAAAGAUUUAACUAUUUCCUUAGAUCCUCUGCUGCCCAGAAUAACAGAUCUAACCUCCCUCAACACUCUCCACUGCAGAAGUCAAGAACCUUCACUCUUCUACUCCUCUAGACUGGCCAGUGAAGUCCACAGGGAGCUGUGCUUGUGGUUUUCAGGAAGAUUCCAAGGAGGACGUCCACAGAAUCAGAACUGGCCUCUGAAUAGAGUUUCACCUUCGGAGGACGGAGUAAGAGGCAGCCUGUUCAAUUUAAGCACAUCACCUUCCUUUCUGUGUGCUACAACAAAAGCUGACUUACUCCUCGUGGUGUCGCCUGUCGUGCCACCAUGUUGCUAUGGCCAAGUUCUGGCUGUUUGUGAACGCAGGGGCUUCAGUCUGACGGGGCUGCAGAGGCUGCAGCUUCAGAGCAAUGGAGCUGCAGUCCUUGGACUCACCAACCAGCAGGCACUUGCAUUCUGCAGUCCACAUAUUGGGACCCCGGAUCAGGAGCAGCUGGAGCGGCCCUCUCACUGUCUGGUGUUGUUACUGAGGAAAGAAAAUGCGACGCACCACAGUGUUAGUCUUCCAGCAGCCCUAAUGAGAGAAUUUAAGGCACAAAAGCUUCUGGGUUGCAUCCAAUCCAGGCUUGAAGGUGUUCACACAGUAGAGUCGAGCUUCUGUUUCCACGCUGUAUCUUACAGCAAUAACCUGUUCCAUAUCUUUGUUAGGCGAAUGUGUGCAGUGCCAGAUCCCUCAGGUGUGAUCCUGUCCCAUCAGAAGUGCUCAUCCACCUCUAACAUGGAGCAGGUGGUGAUUUUGACCUUGUGUGGGAAGGACAUGAGCCAAGGCCUGAGCCUCCUACACAGAGUGCUGACAGAAGGGGCAGCAGGUGACGUACAACGCACAGGAUUCGAGCUGCUCGGCCUGAAGUAUCUGCCUGUGUUGACUCGAAUUCAGGCUCAGGAGCUUAGUCCAUACGAGGUGGGAGAGCAGCUCUGUCACAACAGCCUGGACAAUCUGAUGCCCUCUCCUGCCCUAGUGUGUGCUCUUAGACGAGUGGAUGGUUUUGCUUUGCUGAGAAAGCUCCUACCACACAAUUACCCUGGUAACCUCAGUGUCCUGAUGUCACCCACACCUGAAGUGGCUUUCAGACAAGCGUCCCUCUUCUUCUUUGAGCAUGAGACCAUUCCUGACCCACAGAUGCUGCUCACUGUGUGCCUAUUCAAGCCAGGAAUCUGGAACCACGCUCUGGCUGAAAUAGUUUGGAAACUCCAACUGAGUGGCCUCAGGAUAGUGGGCCUGCGUGUAGUGACCCUGGACAGAAGCAACGCUACCUCACUUCUGCCUGCAGAAAGUGACCCCUCAGACAUGGAGACCCAUGUGGAGUACUUGUGCUCUGGCUCCUCACUGGCUCUCUGCCUUGAGGGGGAGAAUGCUGUGAGAAGGCUGCUGUAUGUGCUGGGCCAAGAGGACUGGACAACCUGUUUUGGCAUGGCUCAGUCACACAAAGGCAUCUAUGGAUCAGAAUCAUAUCAGAAAGCAAUUCAGGAUGUGAAGAGGCUUUUUCCAAACGGGCUCUGCUGUUCUCAGACCAGCACAAUGAGACAGGAGCAGAUACUCAAGAUGUGCUCAGACCCUUUAGCCUCUGUGGAGCGUGAACAGAGCUGCACACUGGCCCUCAUUGCCCGGGAGUGUCUGUCACCUUCAGUGGCAUCAGAACCAAAUAGAGGGUCCCUGAUACACAGUGCUCUCUGGCAGACAACCUGUCUGCUGAUACCCUUAAACGCUCCACCCCUCAGCCAGGUGCCAUCCCAGCUGGACCUGCUGGAGCAGUUGCUGAGGUCAGGCUGCCAUCUGGUGGCAGGGAGGAUGAGCAUACUAGAUAAUGAGCAGAGGAAACAUAUCGCUGAGACACUGAAAGUGUCAUCAAGAGGCAAUGAUAAGAUGGCUCAUCUUUUCACUACACCCUGUCUCAUCAUGGCUCUGCAAGGGGAAAUGAUUGUGACCUGCUUUAACCUGAUCCUUGAAAGCAUCUACAAGGACAGGUCAGACCUAGAAAAAGUGGGGAAAAGGAUCAUCUACACCAAGAAUGAGGAAGAGGUAAAUCAUGAAUUCUGCUUUUUCUUUACUGCCUCAUUUAGCUCCUUUGUUAAAACCAAGCAGGUGUAAUGCUGUGUUAAGGUUUGUUGUAUUAUCAUGAAUAUUGCUUGGUUGAGCAACAUGUCACUUCUGAACUUAUGUUGUUCUCUCCUCCAGGCCAAGCAGCUCAUAUGUUACCUAUUUGAUGUCUUGUCUUCCAAGAGCUGUCAUACUAUUGUGCCAUGAAGUUCACAUUGGUGCAUAUGUUAGGUUAGGCUACAUCAGUUUCCAUUUUCACAACAUGUCAUGAAAAAUGUAAUUUAUAAUUCUAAUUGUUCAGGAAAAACUUGUGUUAGAUAAUUAAAUAUUUUUCAGAUCAGUGCAAUGUAAUUAAUGUUUUUCUUUGGUGUCCUCUUGACAUCUUCGGCACCAACAGUAUUCUAAGAACUUUAUUCUGUACCUUGUGUUUGAGACAAAGAGUAUUCACACACUUCAGAUGAAAAAUUAUUUUAAUUCUCAAGAUGAUAAAAAUAACUUUGUGAACUCUGUAAACCAUUGCAUAACUGUAGUGUUACAAUUUAACAAGUGUUAACAAACUAGUAAUACACUACAGAAAAUAUGCGGUACACAAUCCUCAAUGUAGAAAAGAAAAAUCUAGUAUUCUAAGACUUGCACCUAUUUUUGUGUUCACAACACAAAAAAUUUCGAUAUACCAACAGAAUAAUUUCUACGAUUAUCAGUAGAGAAUUUCCUACAUAUCCAUACAGCUUGUCACAAAAUAAGGGACAUAUUUUUUAAUCUAUAAAUAAUGUCUAAACCCACUGACAUUAAGUAAAUAUAUCUAUGAAAUGCAGUUUCCUCAGAUUUAACACAUUCUCUAUUAAAUCACUGUAUUACCUUGAGAAAAAUACAUUUCUUUCCUUAUAUAUCCGCAUUAUGCUGACAAAUAGAAACUUGAAAACUUGCAUUUGUUUUAGUUCUAAUAAAUUUUAUUGAAUAGCAGUUCACAACUAGAUGCUACAUCAUAAUGAAUUAACUGCGCUCCAUAAUAUCCAGUGACCUAUUAAUUGAAUACCUAAUUUAGAACAAUACAUUCAAUAUUUCAGGGCUUCAAUGUUAAAUAACAUUUCUACUGAUCUGUUCUAAAGUGUAUGGAACAAAUGGUUCCACAUUCAGAUUAUUUACUUUUGACAACACUUGUUGUACUAGUAUUUUACUUAAUUUGAACAGCUCCAUACAUCAUACUCAUAUACAUGUACAAGAUUGCAUAAAUCUUCAGGCUCCAUUUUCAUAAUAUUAAAAACAAAAAGACAACACAACAACUAACAAUAAUGCAAAAUAGAUUAAACUAUUCCAAUGCAGAGCAUAAUGAAACAUCUAAUACAGUUCAUUUACAAGAGUCUUCCUAUUUGGUGCUUUUCCUUACAAACAAUUGAGUUUUUGGUGCCAAAUGACUAAUUGAGAUCAAAAUUGUGUAUUCAAUGGUCAAGUAUUGCUGUGUUUUUUUUGUUUGUUUUUUAAAAUGGUAUGGCAAAUACAGACUGAGACAGACAAUUAUCAGUCAAUUCUAACCUUUGCUUCCUGCUGUGGAACUGGUAGGCAAAUCUCAUUAGAUUAGCUUUUUCCUUUUCAACUCAAGUAGCUUGAAUGCACAGAAUUGUUUAGCAAUCACAUUUGUGGUCCACAAAAAUAUUGUAAGGCACUGGAAUUUUGAUUCUAAUUAAACAUGUUAUAUUUUGUCUCAGACAUAUUCUCUUGAUACCAAUCAACAUAAUGUAAUUGUUAAAGGCACAGAUGUACAUGAAUGUGUAAUUGGUCCGUUAGAGAUACAUUUUAACAAAUCUAAAGUAAUGUAAAGAAAUGCAAGCUGUGCUUACUAAGUGAAUGUUAGUUUAAUUUCUUUUUAGAAAAUUUGAAUUGGGGCAAGUAGACCACAAGAGAAACCGACAGCCAACAACAAAUUACCAUAACAACAACUCAGUUUUAAUUAUGUCUGUAUCUGCCAUCAAUGUUUUGUCACAAUCAUCAUCUGUCCCCUGUAAUUUUACAAAAAACAAAAACUAAUUUGGACCACGGCUUUAAGGAAUAGAAAACAGUCAGAUAGAAAGAAAGCACCUUACAGUCACUGUAGGCCUAUCAUAACAGCAUAUAAUGCAUAACCAUCAAUUUCCAAAGUGAUUGUGAUUAUGUGGUUAAGCAAAAUCAACAAAUAAACAAAACUUCAGAACAGUAGUUGUAGUGAAGUUUAUAUGGCCACUUCAGAAGCACAAAUGUCAUUCACCUUUGACAUUCCUUCACUGUAGACAACAAAUAAACUGACACUGAAUCCUUGCUUAAAGUCAGCAUGUGCUAGCCAGUAUUGCACAAACCUGCCAUAAACGUCAAUGUAUACUUAACACAAAAUCAAAUAUACAAAUACACAUUUCUGUAAGGAUCUGACCCAUGCAUUUUUGAUCAUUUGUGUAUCAACUCACUAUAGCUAACUUUAGAUAGAAAAAGAUGCCAUUAAUUACUGUUAAUGAACAUUAUCUAUUUAAGGUACUAGGUGAUUACUUUUUUAAACUCAAUUUAGGUUUCUUACUGAAAUAAAACCAACGAUGAAAUGUAGUACAAAAAAGAAAUAACAACAGUACAGGUCUUUGGUAAAACUGCAAAAAUUCCAUUAAUGUUGUAAGCAAAAUCCAUUAGCAUAGUCCUGUUGUUUAUUCAGUAAGAGGAUAUAUGUUCUACUAAAUGAAAUAUCAAAGCAAAAAUCCAUCUGAAAACAGAAUUCCUGCCACUCACAAUGCUGGACUUUGUCUUGGUUUCAUCUGCAAAAGACCCGGCCCUGUUCACAACUACAGGCUGAUCUGUCCAAGAGCAAUUAUUUGAAUCCUGUUCAAGGGUAAAUUUUCCCUUUAGAAUACAUAUUUGGACAGCUACUAGAACACCACUUUGGUUCAUUUUUAGAUUAUCACACUAGACAUCAUUAAUUUAGUUGGCUUCACAGGCAAAACAAAAUAGACUGAAGGAUCCUGUGAAAUUAGCUGCACCGUACACUGAUAUCCAGUGUAUGGGGGUGGGGGAAGAAAUCCAACAAAAACAUUUACCUUCAAUCAAAUAAAAAAGGGGACAAUCUAGCAGUACAGGUUGGUGACAUCAUUCUAAGUGAAAUACGAAAGUACUGAAACUUUGACUCAAAUGCAUUUACAAAUGAAUUAUCCAAUCAAAUUAAGAGUUAGAUUGUUUCUGAAAUCUGAGCUGUGGAUGCACAACAACAUUCAAACAUCUAAAUGUAUAACAGGAAACUACAUUAAUACCUUUUCCAGUAGCAGCGAAGCUUGCAGAAGUUAUUAAGCCUUUACUACACUAAAAAUAAGUCAAUACAAAUAUUCUGGCAGUGUGACACAGUGCAAACUUUUUUUUUUGUCUUUUUUGUAGCUGGUUAAUAUAUCGCAUAACAUGCAAUACCAGAAGUGUUUAGGCUGCCUUUUAUGCUGUAAUAUAAUCAUGAAAAUGCUAAAAUACCAUAACCUUUCUUGAUAUUUUUCCUCUGAGUUGCUUAAUUGUCAUUUAUGUGAAUGUAAACAAUGCAUCUUCCCAUAUUCAUAAGUAGCAAAAGGUGUACCUGGAGAUACAUGAUUUUCUAUUGAAUUUAAAGCAAGAAUAAAAAGAUUUUUGAACACA
This is a messenger RNA of Dicentrarchus labrax (European seabass), 7995 nucleotides long. Its product is annotated as dynein axonemal assembly factor 8. The record is from RefSeq and is a predicted model, not a curated record. Lineage: Eukaryota; Metazoa; Chordata; Actinopteri; Moronidae. The transcript has 28 exons. Gene Ontology annotation, molecular function: dynein complex binding. The coding region runs from base 106 to 4419 and encodes 1437 amino acids.